Periophthalmus magnuspinnatus is the source of this 5662-nucleotide messenger RNA. RefSeq names its product teashirt homolog 1-like. The record is from RefSeq and is a predicted model, not a curated record. Gene Ontology annotation, molecular function: DNA binding; DNA-binding transcription factor activity, RNA polymerase II-specific. Gene Ontology annotation, cellular component: nucleus. Lineage: Eukaryota; Metazoa; Chordata; Actinopteri; Gobiiformes; Gobiidae. Bases 891 to 4454 code for a protein of 1187 amino acids. The transcript has 3 exons. Gene Ontology annotation, biological process: regulation of transcription by RNA polymerase II.
UUCCUUUUGUGGGAUUUUUGUAGAGCGAUGGGAGAAAGAGAGAGAGAGGAAGGAGGGAGAGGGGGAAAACAAGACAAUUAAAAAGAUUGACAGGUAGGCUCCUCUGUCAGGGGUGACGCUCGUAGAGAGGGAGGAGUAAAAAUGUAGCAGGAAAAGCCACUCGAUGCGUCUGUCUAUCAGUUGAGGCUGUCUGAAACAGCUCCUGGAUCCCACCGCCGUUUCCAUUUUCCUUUUUUUAGCGAAGACCUCUCGGAUACUCAGAGUCACACGUUUAUUCUUUAAAUCUGCGACAUAUAUUCUUGUGGAGAUUUUUGAAACAUAUAAAUAUUUGAGUCCGUGUCGUGGUUGUUGGCAAAGCUUGGAUGCGCCUGCGUCUUGUUUGUUCCCCCUUCGCUCUCCCUCUCUCCAAGUGAUCCCCACCGCAUCAAGCAGCCACCCCUUCUCCAAAAAACUGUCCGAGAUACAAUGAGAUGAGCGACUCGUAAAACGAUUGUGGCAAAGGAAAAGAAAGAAACACGAGGAUAAGUUACUUGUCACAAGUGUGCGCUGCACUCACUCGGGACUUAUUCUUUACAGAGUUCAUUUAUUUUGAGUUUGUGUAAAAAGCAAACAAACUCAUUACAUACCGAGGAUUUUGAGUGCUUUUACCCCUUUUAAGUCUGCCAUGAUGCACAACGAGGAAGACGAUCUUUGAUGGACAUGAAGGUGUCAUAAGAAGCAGCUUCGACCCAAAUCUCGCGCUCUCUGAAAACUCCACAAAGACUAAGCAAAACGAAGAAAAAGACAUUCGAUCCAUUCACUUCAAAGAACGGGAUGUUUUUUCUAAACUGAGAGACUUUCAUUGUGUCUUUUUUCCUGCAUGAGAAGCAUCGUGGAAAGUGACGGUCACUAUGCCGAGGAGAAAGCAGCAAGAGCCGCGGCGCUCAGCAGCGUACAUGCCAGAGGAUGAGCUUAAGGCAGCACCACAUGAUGAGGAAGAGCACCUGCAGGACGAUGGCCUCUCACUGGAUGGUCAAGACACCGAGUUCAUGUGCAAUGAGGAAGACGAUGACUUAGAUGGAGGCCAGCUACCAAGCUACAGAGACUCUCCCCUCAGCAACGGCACUAACCCUGAUGCAGGCUACGGCUCUCCACUCAGCGAUUCCAGUGACCGACUUGCAGAUUUCAAGAGCACCUCUUCCCGGGACGGUCAGGAGAGGGAUGGCAAUGCUCUGCGACCCAACGGCAACAACGGCCUUUCCAUCCAGGACAGUCUGGCAAAGAUGAAAGCCGUCUAUGCAAACCUUAUUUCAGAUGCCUCUUGGUCUAGCAUCACAUUGGACAUCAUGAAAUCCAAAUCCGCUGCUGCUGGUAGUGUCAACAGUGCCCUUACCGCUACUGCAACUGCCCCUGUGUCCCCGACUUCUCCUGCAAACAAGAGCAGUGGCACCAGUGUAGUUAGCAGUCAACAUAAUGGUAAAAGUUCGGGCUCUGUCAACCACAGUAGUAACUCCACUUGCACCACCAACGGCAUAGCAGUGAGCACAGCUAGCACCCACAGUGCCACUAGCAGCAGUGGGAGCAGCAGUGGGGCAGCAAGUAAUGGUAGUGGCGUAGCUUAUGACUGGCACCAAGCAGCACUAGCCAAAACUCUUCAGCAGACACCUUACCACCUUUUACCAGAGCCUAGCCUUUUCAGCACCGUGCAGCUCUAUCGGCAAAACAACAAGCUCUAUGGCUCUGUCUUUACUGGGGCAAGCAAGUUCCGCUGCAAAGACUGUAGUGCAGCUUAUGACACAUUAGUAGGUCUAACAGUCCACAUGAAUGAAACUGGCCACUAUCGCGAUGAUAAUAAGGACAAAGAGGAGGAGCAGGGCAAGCGCUGGUCCAAACCACGCAAGCGUUCCCUUAUGGAGAUGGAGGGGAAGGAGGAUGCCCAAAAGGUACUUAAGUGCAUGUACUGUGGCCACUCAUUUGAGUCUCUGCAAGACCUCAGUGUCCAUAUGAUCAAGACCAAGCAUUACCAAAAAGUGCCUCUUAAAGAGCCAGUGCCAGCAUUGGCUACUAAACUGGUGCCCACUUCUGCUAAAAAGCGAGCUAUACAAGACCCAAUAGUGUCCCCCUGCUCCCCAGACUCUGUCCAUGCUGUUAGUGGUGGCGGGAGCAUAUCUCUUAGCGAUGCUGGGAAAGACUCAAAAUCUGCAGCCAACCCUUAUGUCACACCAAACAACCGUUAUGGUUACCAAAACGGUGCCAGCUACACAUGGCAGUUCGAGGCUCGUAAGGCCCAAAUACUCAAAUGUAUGGAGUGUGGGAGCUCCCAUGAUACACUCCAACAGCUAACUGCACACAUGAUGGUGACAGGACACUUUUUGAAGGUCACAAAUUCUGCUUCCAAAAAGGGCAAACAGCUUGUCUUUGACCCUGUAGUGGAGGAAAAGAUUCAGUCCAUUCCUCUGCCACCCACCACCACCAGGCUCCCUGUUCCCUGUGGCAUAAAAUCCCAGCCAGUGUCCCCUGCCCUGUCGUCUGCCUCUGAGGAGAAAAGAGAAGGGCCAGAGGAGGAGAAGGUUGAUGGGGACAUAGUAGAGAAAAAGAUAAAGGAAGAGAAAGAGGAUUCAGGAGAGAAAUCUGAAUCUGAUACAACCUCUUAUAAGUAUCUCAGAGAGGAGGACUUGGAGGAGACACCUAAAGGAGGUUUAGAUAUACUUAAGUCCCUUGAGAACACAGUAUCUAGUGCCAUUAGCAAAGCUCAGACAGGCACGCCCACAUGGGGAGGCUAUCCCAGCAUUCAUGCGGCUUAUCAGUUGCAGGGCGCAAUGAAAAGUUCCACUACUGUUCUGCCCCCCACCAUCCAAAGUGUACAAAUGCAGCCAAUGUUUAACAGUAGUCUGCGAGGCCUAGUAAAUGAUCCCAACUCAGUCAUCCAUUCACCUAGAAGCCCCUCUUCCCCUACCCCACUCAGGAGCAAUGUCACUGCCAUGGAAGAGCUGGUAGAGAAGGUGACAGGGAAAGCUGCCACUGUGAAGAAAGAGAAAGAGGAGAAAAUGGUCAGCUUAGAGCGCUGCCGGCCUCCAUCAUUAGUAAAAUCUCCUUCUCCGGCAAUGAGAGAGCAAAGAGAGCAGUUACCAUCUCCAAAUGACCUUUCAGUUGGUAAGCCAUCUGGUGUGAGAAGUAGCAGCCCAGGCAGUGUAGAUUCAGAGCUCAUUUGCAAGAAGGAGCCCAAAGAGAGCCUUGUUGAUAGUCACAGCAACCAUUCAAAGAAUGGCUCAGAGACAUGCCAGUCCCCAGUUACUAAUGGCAACAGUCUUGGGAUUAUCACUGACCACUCACCAGAAAGCCCUUUUGUUAACCCUCUAAGUGCACUCCAGUCAAUCAUGAACACACAUCUGGGUAAGGCCUCCAAACCUGUGAGUCCCGCUGCAGACCCACUCUCUAUGCUUUACAAAAUCAGCAACAGCAUGAUAGAUAAGCCAGCGUUCAACCCCAGCUCUCAGGGCAAGUCAACAGAGCCCAUUAGCCACUAUCAGCUCUAUGAAAGCAGUGACCAGCCAAUUGAUCUGAGUAAGAAUAAGUCCACUAACACUAGCAACAGCAACAACAACAAUAACAGCUGUGUGCUGCAGACAAACAAUAGUGUGAAUGGUAACAAACCAAUCAUGUCUCUGUCUGAAUCGGUGUCCUCUCCUCUGAGAGAGAAUGCCCUGAUGGACAUUUCAGAUAUGGUAAAAAACCUCACAGGGAGGUUAACUCCCAAAUCCUCCACCCCCUCCUCCAUCUCGGAGAAAUCAGAUGCUGAGGGCAGUGCAUUUGAGGAUGCCAUGGAGGACCUGUCUCCUGUCCAGAAGAGGAAAGGAAGACAGUCCAACUGGAACCCACAGCACCUGCUCAUUCUGCAGGCUCAGUUUGCCUCUAGCCUCAGAGAGACCCCCGAGGGCCGAUAUGCAAUGACUGACCUGGGCCCUCAGGAAAGGGUCCACAUCUGUAAGUUCACAGGGCUCUCUAUGACCACCAUCUCCCACUGGCUAGCUAAUGUCAAGUAUCAGCUGAGGCGGACUGGAGGCACCAAGUUUCUGAAGAACAUGGACUCAUGCCAGCCUGUAUUCCUCUGUGGGGACUGUGCCUCUCAAUUCAGGACUCCUGCCUCCUACAUUAGCCACCUGGAGUCUCACCUGGGCUUCAGUCUGAAGGACCUGUCCAAACUGUCAUCUGAGCACCUUCGGGAGCAGCAGGCUGCCUCUAAGGUGAUCACAGAUAAACUGACAUUCAGCACCCCUCUCUCCCUGACCACUGUGGAGGACGAGGCCGGCUCCGUGUACCAGUGCAGACUUUGCAAUCGGACAUUUGUCAGCAAACAUGCCGUCAAACUCCACCUCAGCAAGACCCAUGGUAAAUCUCCGGAAGACCACUUGGUCUUUGUCUCUGCUUUGGAGAAACUGGAAAAGCUGGACAAAAUAGAGAAGGUGCAGGUGUGAAGCUGAGGCUUAGAUUAGUUUAGUCAGCUGUUGAACUGAAUUUCAUUGCACUAAAACGACAUUUCAAUUUCUGCACUGGGCCGAACUGAGCCACUAGAAAAAAUCUGUCUUACAAUUUUUUGUUGUGAUAACUGCCUGACUGGACCAUGUCUUUUCAUGUUGAUUUGUUUUUGUUUUGUUUUGCCAAGCUUUUUUAAACUUAUUUUGUAAUAUAUUUAUAUGAUAUUUGUCGGAUCUGUGCAUGUGCUUAAGUGAAUCAAGGUAAAACACAAGAUUUUUUUUUUUCAUUGCUAAAAUACAACUACUGUUUCAAUGGUAUCAAAAUCAAGUGGUGAAUAAAAGAGGCCAAGAGAGGAGAAUUGUAUAAUACUUGAUAUACUAUAAGAAGGUUAAAUAAAUGUAUACACCAAAAGAACGAGAGACUGAAGUAGCACCUUAGACAGACAACAUUCAAUUUGUAAUAUGUCUUCAAAUGUGCAUUUUCCGAACCAGACAGUUUUAAAAAAUAUUCUUUUCUUGUUUUUAAGGUCUUGAUUUUCAUGAUGAAUGGCCUGCUAAUAGAUCUGCCAGUGUAACAGACAAAACACCAUGUAAGCAUUUGGAGUAAAAGAAUACUUAAGUACUGGUUGAAUCAAAGUGAAUGGCCAUCAGUUUGCAGGUUUGGUCAGAAACGUUUUCUUGUUGUGAACUCAUCUUAUAACAAUUUUCCAGUUGUAUGGUUUGUUAAAACCUUCUCUGAUUUGUGUGGCUCUAUUCAAAUGUAAAGAGGAGUCUGUUACAUGUAAAUGACCCCAGUGAAGCGUCAGUACUCAUUGGACAUAUCUUACCGUUUGAAACAGAUCAACAUUCUUUGUAUCUUAAGGUGUGUGCAUUCUCUAACUUUUAUAUUGUCAUUUUGUAUAAAACACUGAUAAAACAUAAAAACAGAUGAUGUACAUAGAUAUAUGCUGUAGAGUUACAAAAUGUCAUUUUUUAAAGAAAAUACAAAUUUAACUUUGGCUUGGUUUACAGAAAUAAUUUUAAUUAUACUUGCAUCCAACUUGAUGCAUGAUAUGGUGUGGAACAAUAAAUAAGCGAUGCACAAUGACUAUACAUUUCAAUGUUUUAUCAACAAUGUUGUAAAAACAUAAAAAACUUUUUAGAAACAAUUAGUUUGUUUCAGUUCUUUCUCAAUUGUAAAAUAAACCCCAAAGCAGUUGUUAACUGUU